Molecule: messenger RNA, 1338 nt
Organism: Cornus florida
Lineage: Eukaryota; Viridiplantae; Streptophyta; Magnoliopsida; Cornales; Cornaceae
Product: codeine O-demethylase-like
Exons: 4
Coding region: 73-1134 (353 amino acids)
Source: RefSeq, a predicted model, not a curated record
CUUAGUAACAAUUUGAUCUUGCCUGAAAGAGUUUCAUCUUCACAGCCUAAAUUUUAGCAGAAAAUUGACAACAUGGCUGGAGUUUCCACUCCCUCUGCGGAGUUAUUGCUAUCAAAGCGCGUCCAAGAAAUGGUUCUUAAUGGCGAGGAGCCACCAGCACUGUAUUUUUGCAGAGAUGGUGAAACCAUUGCAGAUGCUCCUUCUCCAAUAUCUCCAAUUCCCAUCAUCGAUCUGAGUACUCUCUCGUGUUCAACACCAUCCACCAAAGAAUAUGAAGAUGAGUUGCAGAAACUUAAAUCCGCGCUGUGCUCAUGGGGCUGCUUUCAGGCAAUAGGUCAUGGGAUUUCAAAUCCAUUCCUAGAAAAGAUUUGUCAAGUCAGCAGGGAAUUCUUUGGACAGCCAAUGGAAGAGAAAAAGAAGUACUCCAAAACAGUGGAAGAAUUUGAAGGGUAUGGGGCUGACCCUGUACCUGAAGAGGGUCAGUCCCUUGACUGGUCGGAUCGCCUAUUUCUUGACGUAUACCCUGAAGAUCGGAGAAAGCUCAAAUUCUGGCCGGAAAACCCAUGUUCUUUCAGACUCAUUUUAGAAGAAUACACUGAGAAGAUGAGAAAGAUAACAGAGAUCACUUCCAAAGCCAUGGCAAAGUCAUUGAAUCUGGAAGAGAAUUGCUUUCUGAAUCAGUUUGGAGAACAAGCACCACUGCAAGCGAGGUUUAACUACUACUCAAGGUGCAAGAGGCCUGAUCUUAUUCUUGGCUUAAAAUCCCAUGCAGAUGGAUCGGGAUACACAGUUAUCUUGCAAGAUGAAGAAGGUCUUCAAGUCCUUAAAAAUGACAAAUGGUUUACUGUCCCCAAAAUUCCCAACACACUCCUAAUUCUCAUGGGUGAUCAAAUGGAGAUAAUGACAAAUGGAAUAUUCAAGAGCCCAGUGCACAGGGUACUGAGUAACUCAGAGAGGGACAGGAUUUCUGUAGCUGUGUUCUACACACCUGAAGCAGGAAAAGAGAUUGGAGUAGAAGAUGGCUUGGUUGAUGAGGAAAGACCAAGGUUGUUCAAGAAAGUGAGAGAUUAUGCAGACACACAUUGGGUUUAUUACCAGAGAGGAAUGAGAGCUCUUCAUACUGCAAAAGCUUAAACCCUAGUAUCCCCUCUCUAGUGUUGCUUUAACACAGAAGCCCAUCUCAAGGGGGAUGAUACAAAAAUAAAUAAAUAAAAGAGGGGGAAGGGAGUAUUAUGGGUACUGUAUAAUAAUGCUUAGAUAGCUUCUAUGUACUAUUUCUCCUUGUUUAAACUUUGUUUCACUAUGGAAAAAAGUUAAUUGUAUUUUCACUUCUGCUUA